Messenger RNA from Macrobrachium nipponense, 4351 nucleotides. RefSeq names its product tyrosine-protein phosphatase 99A-like. The transcript has 20 exons. The record is from RefSeq and is a predicted model, not a curated record. The coding region runs from base 284 to 3592 and encodes 1102 amino acids. NCBI's taxonomy places the organism in Eukaryota, Metazoa, Arthropoda, Malacostraca, Decapoda, Palaemonidae. Gene Ontology annotation, biological process: protein dephosphorylation. Gene Ontology annotation, molecular function: protein tyrosine phosphatase activity; protein binding.
UGCCUGAACCUCCGGGGCGACCUCUUAUCAUGGGGUUCAAUUCGCGUUCGGUGAACUCUCCUGGACCCCGUCGACUGACACUCACAACUCGGCCAUCUCUCAUUAUAUCAUCCACAUAAGACAAGACGAAAAAGGUCACUGGGAUGUCGACAAUGGCCGAGCGACCACCAAUAACGCCACCCAGCACACCGUCGAGGGGCUGUCGCCCUUCACGGUCUACUCCUUCAGGGUGGUGGCAGUGAAUGCCCUUGGGCAGAGCGCCCCUUCAAAGGAGUCCUACUACAUGAUCACUCUUAGGGAAUUGCCCGAGGGGAAACCGAUAUUUACGGCCGCCUACAACGCCUCCGCCACCAGCCUCCAGCUCCACUGGAAGCCCCCGGACCUCUCCACAAUCCACGGGGAGUUCCUCGGGUACCACAUCACCCUCAAACCCAGGGACGUCCCCACCAUGCACAGCGACGAACCCGUCAGGAUCACCAUCAGGAACUCAAACGUCACCAGCCAUACAGUACAGGGCCUGCGGACCUACACACAGUACCUGGUCUCCCUUCAGGUUUUUAAUCCUGAAGGAGAUGGACCCAUGUCUACCGUCGCCGUCAUGACCGACGAAGGAAUUCCUGGCCCGCCGGAAAACCUGGAGGUGGUGGCUGUGCACGACCGCUCGGUAGACUUGCGGUGGGCCGAGCCCACGGAGCCGAACGGCGAGAUUCGGGGCUACAGAGUCUAUUACAUGCAAGGCAAUGUCACCACCUCUGUCAAAACUGUCCACGCGAAUAGCGCCGAUAUCAACUUCUCUCUUCACGAACUUGAAUUCUGCAAGUGCUGUAAAGAAAAAUCCUGUUUAUUCAUAGCCCCCAACACCCGCUACAAGAUCUGGACGAAAGCCUACACCCAGCGGCACGAGGGCAAGUCCUCCGCGCCCGUCAACGUCGACACAGACUUCUCCGCCCCUGGGGCGCCCGUCAUCUCCAACCUGACGUGCCAACCCGAUGCCACCCUCUACCUGCAGUGGCUGAGGCCUGCGGUCCUCUACGGCACCGUCGACCUCUACUACAUCUACUACAGGCCUGAAGAUUCCUUCGAGUUCGAAGAGAUUGCUGUCAAUUCCGUCAACAACCGUCUGGAGCAUAACUUUCUCCUGACGAACCUGAGCUACAACACUAUGUACGAAGUGAAAGUGCGAGGCGGCACCUACUCGCGCUUCUUCAAGACGAACAACAAGACCUACAAGGGCCCCUUCUCGCAGCCAAGGAAAAUCCCUUUAUUCCCCGACUGCCACAAGGUGGCUCUGCGAGACCCAUCCCAGGCCGGCCUGGAGAUGAGCGCUGGAAUCAUAGCUGGGAUCAUCUGUGCUACAUUCGCCCUCUUCCUCCUGGUGGUAGCCAUGGUCAUUUGGAGGCGCUUCUUCCAGGGGGCAUACUACUACCUUGAUGACCCUCCAAAAGCCCCCCCUGUCCUUAUGCAUGAUUGGGAAAAUGACAGUGGAGGUGAUGGUGCAUAUGGCCCAGUUGAUGUUCAUGAUUUUGCAAAGCACGUUGCCGAUCUCCACGCUGAUGGAGACAUUGCCUUCUCCAAAGAGUAUGAAGCAAUUCAGGCAGCGUCAGCUCAGGAACAUCAUCCUGCAGAGCACUCUCAGCACCCGGACAAUAAGCAGAAAAAUCGUUAUCUUAACAUCGUUGCAUAUGACCACACACGUGUUCCACUUCGACCCCUCCCUGGACAAAAGAAAUCAAUUGAAUAUGUCAAUGCAAAUUACAUUGAUGGUUAUGAUAAAGCAAGAGCCUACAUUGGAACGCAGGGGCCUCUGCCAUCUACGUUUGACACAUUUUGGCGCAUGGUGUGGGAACAGAGAGUUCACAUAAUCGUGAUGAUCACAAACCUUGUGGAGCGAGGACGGGAAACUGUUAAAAAACAGCCAAAGCUAGCUACCCAAUGCCUAGAGAAAAAGUGUGAUCAAUACUGGCCCAAGGAAGGCAGUGAAAUAUAUGGUCUCAUUCAAGUUCGGUUAGUACAUGAAGAGGUAUUGGCCACAUACACCAUCCGAAAGUUUGCUAUUAGGCAUAUGAAGGUUAAAUGUAAGAAAUCUGGUGGCAGUGAACGUACUGUGUAUCAGUAUCAUUAUACCAACUGGCCAGAUCAUGGUACUCCAGAUCAUCCACUGCCUGUAUUGUCUUUUGUACGAAAAUCAGCGGCAGCAAAUCCUGAAGAUGCUGGUCCUAUUAUAGUUCAUUGCAGCGCUGGUGUGGGAAGAACAGGAACAUACAUUGUCCUGGAUGCCAUGCUACAGCAGAUUCGUGUUAAAGGACGUCUCAACAUUUGGGGCUUUUUGAAGCAUAUUCGUACUCAACGUAAUUUCCUUGUUCAGACGGAAGAGCAGUAUAUAUUUAUCCAUGAUGCACUUCUUGAAGCUAUUCAGAGUGGCGAUACUAAUAUUCCCCGAGCGGGCCUUAGUCGUUAUAUACGCAUGCUACAAGCACCAGGGGGCUCCCAAGAGAAGCCACAACCAUGGUAUCUUUUAAAUCACCAGUUCAAGUUGGUGACACAUUUCCAGCCUAGGGAUUUCAAUGUAGUUAGUGCUGUUAAACCUGUUAACCGAGAGAAGAAUCGCAGCACAGACCAUUUGCCCAUGGAAAAUGGUCGGGUACACCUGACUCCUAAACCUGGAGUUGAUGGCUCAGAUUAUAUUAAUGGCACCUGGUUGAUGGGUCACCAGAGACUAAAAGAAUUUAUUGUUACUCAGCAUCCUUUGCCAGGAACUAUUUUAGAUUUCUGGCAAAUGGUUUGGGACCACAAUGCACAAACUAUUGUAGUUCUUACUUCUGUAGAUGAAGGUCAAGGCUUCCCUCAGUUUUGGCCUGCACAACAUGAUGAUUUUGACUCUGAGAAUUGGAAGGUGCGAUACUUAGAAGAAAAGUUGAAUUCAGGGUUAGUAACUAUUGAUGUUGCAGUACAGAGCUUACAAGAUGAUUACGAGUUACCUGUCAGAUUGAUUCAUGCCCCAGGGUGGCCUCACACACUUCCCGCCCUAACUACUACACUUAGCCUUGUAUCCUUGGUUUCAGAAGCACAUACCAAUUACCAAAAUGGACCACUAAUAGUUGUAGAUAGGUAUGGUGGAACUGAAGCUGCUUCUUUCAGCUUGUUAACCACCCUUAAAAGUCAAGUGGAAUUUGAACAAUACUUGGAUCCAUAUAUGUAUGCUAAACUGUAUCAUAACAGACGGCCUAGUAUUUGGACGAAUCAGGAUGACAUCUUGUUUGUUUACCGUGCAAUGGAAUCUUACACUGCCAGCGAAGGCAGCCAUAGCGGUAGCAGUAGCGACAUGGCUGGCCUCAAUGAUCCUGUCAUUAUGCCUCCUGUUACAACAAUAACCCCAGCUCCAUCUGUACCUAAAGCUGCAUCAUCACUGCCUGUAACUUCUCCACAAACUCCUUCAGCACCUGUUAUUCCUGUUGCUACACCGGCCAGUACCUGUGCAAAUGGACAGGUACCCUCCAAUGGACACGCAACCUUAACAGGGAAUGGUACUAUCAGAGUUCCUCCAGAAGGUAUGGAGGAUGCUCCACAAGCAACUGACAUCCCUCCAGUUUGAGAAAUUGUGGCCUGUGGAAAUAUUGACAUGUGAUCAGUUUUUAUAAAAGUUUGAUUGUGAAUUGGGGUGAAAGAAAUGUGGCCAGUAUCCAAGUAAAAAAUUAAAAGGGCUCAAAGACUGAAAAUGACUACUGGAUGUUGACUACAGUGAAAACACAUCAAUGCAUUUAUUUGUAUUUUAAAAGACAUUUUGAGUAGCUGUAAGUUAUGAAAUCGUCCCAGAUAACAGAGGCAGAUUCCAGUUGGUGUACUGCUGUUAAAAACUAAUGUAUAGAAAAAAUUCACCAGUUGUUCUAUGGAAUUCUGUCUAUUGUUGCUACUUGCUGUUUUUCAUGCUUAAUAGCAACUAUGUGCUGCUUUCCUAAACAACUGCUGUGUACAGUGUAUAGCUAGUUUUAUAAAGAAGGGUAACCAUAGAGAGGUUGUACCCUGUCUGUACAGAAUCAUUUUUCAUAAAUAAUUUGUGUCUUUCAUUUAUGUAUAAUUGGUGACUUCUUCACAUGCUGCUUUAUAGCUUAUACAUUUUAUACAAAAUAUAGAGAAUGAAAAUGGUGGAGAUAUUUUGUCUCCAGUGUAAAAGACAUCUAGUCUAGCAAUAGUUCAUGUAGAUUAGUCUUGUAUAGUAUUUUGGUAUGGAGGUGCAUUGGCCUUGAUUCCAUAGUGCUCCUUUAAAUAUUUAUUUUCUCAGCGAAUCAUAAUUGUCACCUUGUGGAAAUAAUUGUGUAAUUAGUUUGUAUACUAAUAAAUUCAAUAUUUUAUA